AUGCGCUACGACCCCCUACUCCUCACUCUUGGCUGCGCCUUCUUUCAUGCCAGCCAUGCAUUCGAGUUUACUGGCCCUGACUCGUCUCAGAAACUUGACCUGACUCAACCUAUCACAAUCACGUGGGAUGCCAACAAUGGGCCUUUCAACGAACCAAAGGCUCGCGCACUCGAUCUCUGGUUCUAUGCCCUCACCAGCGACAUCAGUGGCCGGCUUGGCUGGGAACUUGCCACCAAUCUCUCGCUCUCUGCAGGAUCCUUCAAGUGGAACCCUGAAACAGUCGUCAAAAGCCUCAAAGAUAGCGAUGUCUCGAUCUCAGCAGACGCGGUGCACGCCUUUGAAGCUAGGCUGCUGAAUAAUUCUGGUAGUCAAUUAUCAUCAGUCGAGAGUGAUGUGUACGCCGUUGAAGGCUUUGAUUUUAUCCGAAAUAGUGCUGGCAAGGGUGCGCAAGUCGGGUUUUACACAGCUGCUGUCGCCUUUACUGUGGCAUGCUUGGUGCAUCUCUGA
Molecule: messenger RNA, 507 nt
Organism: Fusarium mangiferae
Lineage: Eukaryota; Fungi; Ascomycota; Sordariomycetes; Hypocreales; Nectriaceae
Exons: 1
Coding region: 1-507 (168 amino acids)
Source: RefSeq, a predicted model, not a curated record